CAAUGAGCACCAUGGACAAUCCCCUACUCAAGUACAACGCAAAAGAGUAUUUCUUUAAGGCAUCGCUCUGUCAUUUCAUUGUGGAUGAGCUCAAUGCCAAGUUGGCCAUCGAGAAGUAUGAAGAGAUGUUUCCAGCCUUCUCAGACUCCAGAGAGCUCAAACUGUUAAAGAAACUGCUAGAAGCCCACGAGGAGCAGAACAGCGAGGCGUUCACGGAGGCCGUGAAGGAGUUUGAUUCUGUGUCUCGCCUGGACCAGUGGCUGACCACGAUGUUGCUACGCAUCAAGAAAACCAUCCAGGGGGACGCUGGGGACCUGAAAUAGACACACUUAGAAGAGGGGAGAGAACAAAGGGGGGGAAUAGGGAAAGGGGCCAUUGAAGAGAGAAGGAAGAUGAGAGUGGAGGGGAUUAAAUGAUGGGACAAGAGACAGGCAUGUAUC
This is a messenger RNA of Pundamilia nyererei, 440 nucleotides long. RefSeq names its product beta-soluble NSF attachment protein-like. The record is from RefSeq and is a predicted model, not a curated record. The transcript is spliced from 3 exons. Bases 3 to 323 code for a protein of 106 amino acids. Lineage: Eukaryota; Metazoa; Chordata; Actinopteri; Cichliformes; Cichlidae. Gene Ontology annotation, cellular component: synaptobrevin 2-SNAP-25-syntaxin-1a complex; vacuolar membrane; terminal bouton. Gene Ontology annotation, biological process: SNARE complex disassembly; intracellular protein transport; regulation of synaptic vesicle priming. Gene Ontology annotation, molecular function: soluble NSF attachment protein activity; syntaxin binding.